ACCACAGAACCACAACAACAAAGUGUAGUGUAGCCUCCAUGUGGCGUGUUUGUUUAUCCGCGCCCAGGGGAAGAAGUAUGGACUGACACAACAUGACCGUUCUUGAAACAGUUCAGAACUGGAUGAUUCUAAACUGGUUGACUGAUCACUCAUUCACUGUCAGUGUGAGAACAAACUAAGAAUUAAACAUAUGAACUUAAUGAAUACAACAAUAAAUCGCAAGUACCAGUUUAGAAGAAUAAUGUAUAAAAAUACAAAUCAGCGCACAAAUUGAAAAUGGUGGCAAUGGAUGGCCCAUGGUAUGAAAACAUUAAGAACAGACAGGGAACAGGUUUGGUGAAGAGAGACAGUUACCAAAUACUGGACCUUGAGAUUGACCAGAGUAUAGAAAGCACACUCAGCUCAGGACUGUGUGAUAUAGGAGAGGCAGAUAUCAAGUUGCAUGCAUACCAGGAGAUCCCAGAAUUCCUUCAAGGCAACCCUUAUGUUACCGAUGGCUACAGAGUGUCACUGCCAUUCACACUGUGUUUGAAAAGUAUGUUCAUUUGGAGCAAUGAAACAAUCAACAUCUGGUCACAUCUUGGCGGCUUCUUUCUGUUCAUCUUCCUCACCCUAUAUGACAACAUCAUAGAAAUUCCCUACAAUAAAGGCAGCCUGGCUGAUCAUCUCGUGGUUACUAUCGGGCUCUUUUGUUAUCAGUUCUGUAUGCUGUGUUCUGCUGGGUUCCACAUGUUUGGCUGCCACUCUGAACGUGCCAGUAAGCGGUGGCUGGCUGUAGAUCUGGCAGGCAUUCUUAUUGGAGUGAUAGGAUGCUAUCUACCAGCCGUGCACUAUGCAUUCUACUGCAUGUCUAUAUGGAGGGAUAUAUAUCUAUUCUCUAUAGCUGUGCUGUCUGCCCUGGUGGUAUUUGUCCAGUUUCAUCCACGCUACUUCUCUGUUCACUGGUUCAAGCAGCGUAUGGCGGUCUACGUAGGAUUGGUAGCAUAUGGAGUCAUACCUGCCUCACACUGGUUCUUCCUGAACGGCGGCUGGGAGGAAGAAAUUGUCAGAAUGUUCAUUCCUAAAGUUGUUGUGAUGUACAUGCUGGGGAUGCUUGCAUUUGCGUUCUACAUCUCCAAGUUUCCAGAGAGAUUCUUUCCAGGGACUUUUAACUUUCUUGGUUCAAGUCAUCAAUGGUGGCACUUGAUAGUGGUCCUGGCGUAUGCAUACUGGCAUUCCGCGGGCCGAGACUUGUUGUUGUUUCAGACUCGAAGAGGAUGCCAUUUCUGAUGCUGAACCCUGUGAUAAAAUUUGUCCUGAAAUUCACCAAUGUCUCCAUUUAUGCGUCUAUUUCCUCUUCAUUAUAUAUGGAUAUGUUCCUAUUUAUGCACUAAAAUCAUAAUUAAAUUUAAUCAUCCCUGAAGAAAUCUCCUAUAUAUGCUGUGAUAUACACUGUAGUUUGCAAUUUUGAUGCACACCCUAAGUGUUAUGUAGGGUCUUUUUAACAUAAGAUAACAAUUGUUUAAUAUAUGCUUGUUGUAAAAUAAACUGUGGGGUAUAUUGGAUUAUUUAUAUCCACGCACUCAUAGGUAUAAAACAUUAUGGAAAUGUGGAUAUUCUUGUUCUACAAUGGUUUUAUCAGUAUUUUGAUGUUUUCAUAUGUUAUAAUCUUCCAGCAGCUGUUUAAUAUAUAAUGUACAUGUCAUACAUAAUUUGUACAUGUUGUCCAAAACUAAAUCCGUCUGAAUAUUAGUACACACAAUUACUGCUGCUUUCAUUGUGUCUACAAAAUGCAAUGUAUUUAAAUUUUAAAAAGAUAGUAAUUUAUCAGUUCUAAUAUAUUUAAAUCUUGUCAUGUACCUCUUGUUUUUUCCAUCACAUGUUGUAUGUUGAGUCAGAUUUUAACAAUAUAACUGAAAUUCCUGCACUGUCAAAAUAGAUGCAGCAAUUUACAUAGAUGAUGUCCUAUGUAGGAAUAUGGUGUAGUGUUAUUAUAUGGAUUUGAUUUCAAAUAGGUGAUAAACUUCUAAUUAUCACUCCUCUUUCUUCAUUUUAACAAGAUUUUUAUGCUAAAUUACAUAUUGUUCAUUUAUUUAUGUUGUUAAAAUAUAAUGGUUCGCUUGGAACUAUUUGAGACGCUAGCUGGGUAGUAAAUACUUAAGAUUUUACAAUGCAGUAUUUCGUAUUGUAUUAUUAUACAUUAAUAUUUAAAGCUAUUUAUUGUUUCAAGUUAUCAAGCUUAACCUGUUCUGUGAUUCAGAAAUGACAUUGAUGAUGAUUGUUAAUUUAUUAUGAUUAAAAUUGUAUUCUUGUUUACAUGCAGCCACAUUACUUCCGAAGGGUAUAGCAUGUCUAUCCGUAGUAAAACUGUGUCUAUCCUACGAAAACUGCAUUUAAAAUUUAAAGCACAUCUUGACAGUUUUUGUUUAAAGGCAUGAUGCUAAUGAGAAGAGCCGAUACUAAUUUAUGAAAGUAAGGGAUAUAAGGAGAUUCUCUGCUCAGUUUUGGCAACAGUGGAUAACAACUAACAUCACUGUUUGGGCACUAGAAAACCCUUCAAAAAGUAAGAAACAAACAUUCCUAAAAAUAACAAUAGAGUCAGGAUAUAAACAUAUAAAAGCAUAUUUGGUUAUUUGUAUUACAUUAAUUACUAAGAGGGUGUUAUAAUAUACAAUAAGUAUCAAGGAAGGUUUGAAAAUGUUUACUGUAUAAGAAGUUAAAAACUAUUUUAUUAUAAAAACAUUUCACUAUGCAGAUCAACUGUUCAUCAAACGUUUGUCACAUUUAUUCGUUAACAUAUCUGAAAUGAGUAUUAUUGUGUUAUUCAAGUAUAUUUCAUGUAUGAACCAAAAAAAUACAGUAUUUUGAAACUUUAAGCGAUCUCAGUCAUCUCUAUAUUUAAGAAAUUGUUGCUAGACUCAAACUCAAAUCAACAUCGAGAACUAUGCAUAGAGAAAAGCUCAUUUCAGCGAAUCUGCCAUGUAAGGUAGAAUAAAUAACACAAAAACGUUCUUUGUGUUCUCACUACUAUCAAAUAUCUACACUACCUCUUGCAAACCAUUAUGUGGGCAUUUCAUAUAAGCAUUUGAUUAUUUUUCAUAUCUACAGUAAAUAGAGGCUUUUAUAAAGUAGAUUUUCUUAUUGUAUGACUGCUGAUAUGAAUGUUUCAGAGCAAUAUUUUGCUGGAAAUGUUUUUAAAUAUAAAUGUUGUUGUUUUAAGCUCCACUGGCCGAAGGCAAGCGGGGCCUAUGUCAUGGUCCUGUGUCCGUUGUUCGUGCGUGUGUGCGUUAACUUUUUCUUUAAACAUCUCCUAAACUACUGGUCCAAUUCUGAUAAAAUUUCUCAGGAAUGUUCAUGUGGUGAACCUCUUUCAUAUUUGUACAAAUUAUGCCCCUGGGGUCAAAUUUGACCCUGCCCCGGGGGGUCAAAAAAUUGAAAAAUUGUAAUAUAAGGCCUAUUUUGUGCAAACUUUAAAAAUCUUCUUGUCCAUAACCAUUGGGCUUAGGGCUACCAAAUUUAGUAGGUAGUGACAUCUUAUAGUCCUCUACCAAGUUUGUUCAAAUUAUGCCCCUGGGGUCAAAUUUGACCUUGCCCCGGGGGGUCAAAAAAUUGAAAACUUGCUUAUAUAAGGCCUAUUUUGUGCAAACUUUAAGAAUCUUCUUUUCCAUAAACAUUGGGCCUAGGGCUACCAAAUUUGGUAUGUAGUGACAUCUUAUAGUCCUCUACCAAGUUUGUUCAAAUUAUGCCCGUGGAAUUAAAUUUGACCCUGCCCCGGGGGGUAAAAAAAAUGAAAAUUUGCGUAUAUAAGACCUAUUUUGUGCAAACUUUAAAAAUCUUCUUGUCCAUAACCAUUGGGCGAAGGGCUACCAAAUUUAGUAUGUAGUGACAUCUUAUAGUCCUCUACCAAGUUUGUUCAAAUUAUGCCCAUGGGGUCAAAUUUGACCCUGCCCCGGGGGGUUAAAAAAUUGAAAAUUUGCUUAUAUAAGGCCUAUUUUGUGCAAACUUUAAAAAUCUUCUCGUCCAUAACCAUUGGGCCUAGGGCUACCAAAUUUGGUAUGUAGUGACAUCUUAUAGUCCUCUACCAAGUUUGUUCAAAUUAUGCCCAAGGGGUCAAAUUUGACCCUGCCCCGGGGGGUCAAAAAAUUGAACAUUUGCUUAUAUAAGGCCUAUUGUUUUGAAAACUUUUACAAAUCUAACUGUCCAUGACCAUUGGGCCAAGGGCUACCAAAUUUGGUAUGUAGUGACAUCUUAUAGUCCUCUACCAAGUUUGUUCAAAUUAUGCCCCUGGGGUCAAAUUUGACCCUGCCCCGGGGGGUCAAAAAAUUGAAAAUUUGCUUAUAUAAGGCCUUUUUUGUAAAAACUUUAAAAAUCUUUACGGCCAUAACCAUUGAGCCUAGGGCUACCAAAUUUGGUAUGUAGUGACAUCUAAUAGUUCUCUACCAAGUUUGUUCAAAUUAUGCCCCUGGGGUCAAAUUUGACCCUGCCCUGGGGGGUAAAAAAAUCGAAAAUUUGCUUAUAUAAGGCCUAUUUUGUGCAAACUUUAAAAAUCUUCUUGUCCAUAACCGUAUGGCAUAGGGCUACCAAAUUUGGUAUGUAAUGACAUCUUAUAGUCCUCUACCAAGUUUGUUCAAAUUAAGCCCCUGGGAUCAAAUUUGACCGUUCCCCAGAGGUCACAAAAUUGAACAUAUGCUUAUAUUGGGCCCAUUUUGUGCAAACUAUAAAAAUCUUCUUGUCCAUAACCAUUGGGCCUAUUUCUACCAAAUUCAGAAGGUAGUGACAUAUAAUAGUUCUCUACUUAGUUUGUUAAAAUUAUGCCCCUGGGAACAAAUUUGACCUUGCCCCAGGGGUCACAAAAAUGAACAUAUGCUUAAAUAAGGCCUAAUGUGUGCAAACUUUAAAAAUCUUCUUGACAGUUUGUUCUUAAUUAUAGAGCCUUGGGCUACUAAAUUUGGUAUGUAGUGAUAUCUAAUAGUCCUCUACCAAAUUUGUUCAAAUUAUUCCCCUGGGCUCAAAUUUGACCCGGCCCCGGGGGACACAAAACUGAACAUAUGACGUUUACCAGUGGAGAUUACCGCGGCCAUUUGGCUGUGACCAACAACAACAUCAACAUCUUGUAAACAUGAGAUAAAACCCUGUCAUUUAGUGCCAUUUUAGGUCAGUUGGUGACUGCUUACAAAGGCAUUGAAGUAAGAACAUGUGUUAUGAAUGUUUUUGUUAUGAAUGUUUUUCUUACAAACUGAAAAAAGUCGGGUUUUAUUUAAAAAUGUCGAAAGUGACCAUAUAUCCACAGGUGGUUAGCGUGUGGCUAUGAUAUUAAUUAGUGAAAACAUCAUUUUGAAUGAUAAAUUAUCAUAUUAUAACGAAAAAUUAACUUUUAUGAAAAAAAUAAUUCACUAUCAAAUGUAUAUAUAACAAGGUAUGCAGCUCAAAAUCAGCCCAAAACGGGGUGCAUCGCUUUGAACAGCCAUAUCUUCAUCAAUUGUGCAGCGAUGUUCACGAUCUCGGUCUUAUUCAACGCAGAAAUGAAUUUCCUUUCUGGAAAUGUAUAUGUCUUGCAAUAUUUUUACAAAUGCUGGGUCAACUUUUAAGAAAUAACACAAUACACAACUCGUAUGACCCAGUUGACAAUGAUCAUGCCUGUGCAAAGGACCUGUGCAACAAUUCCCGGGCUUUUAAGUCUGUUUAGUUUACAGGGUAGUAACUUUUUCCAUAUAUAAAAAAGCUCACCCUUCCAACUUUAAACCCCCAGUGGGAUAGAAAGAGAAAGUCACAUGCUUGAGUACAUUUCAACCCAUGCGCAUUGCACGUUUUCUCGCAUAGAAAAAACAGUGGAGCGAUACAGGGCCAUCAUGGCCCUCUUGUUUCAUUUCUUUUAUUAUGUCCAUAUCAAUUGCUUUUUCAUAUUUGUUUGUAUGCCCUAUAUAAAAGAUAGCAUGUAUGUUGGUUUGUGCCGACAUUUGUGUCCUCUUAGUCCAACAAUAAACUAAUAUUCAUACAAAUAUUAAUGGGCAUUAUAUCUCUAUCAUAAUAUCAUAUCAUAAUAUCUGAUAUAUUAUCAACCAAAUCAAUUGAAGAAAUGUAGAGCUAGAAACAUUUGAAGAAGAUAUUAAGUAGUUUCUGUAUGCAAAAGUGUUUUUGUUCGGUCAAAGCAGUUUUAGAGAAAAUCUAGGCAAUAAAUCAGUAACAGCCUUUAAAGCAGUUUAGUCUCCCUAUCUUCAACAAUUUUUUUUUAUCUUUAUUAAACUUGAUAUAUUACAGUUUGCUUUAAAUCUAGUAUGAUUUCUUUUCUGUUUUUGAAAAAAAAACAUUUAAAGAUUGCCUCGAACAUUUAUAUUUUUAUAUGAAAUGAAAAAUUUGCAAAUAUAUUUUUAAGACUGCAACAUGGAUUCAAUCCAUUUUUUUCAUUCAAAGAUGCUGCUGGGAAAAAAAACUUGAGAGAAAAAAAAAAGAUAUUGCUAUAACAAAAUUGAGUCUUUAAACAUCAGAAAACCAAAACUUGCAAAUGGACAUUCUAUAUUGCUUUUGAUAAAACACAAACACAUUUGUAUAUAAUGAAACAUCAAUAUCCAAAACAGUAAUAUCAGUAUUUAGAAUCUCUGAAAUAAAUCUAACACAAAUUUACAUUUCUUCUUGGUAUUCUUGACUACUAUGCACUGUUAUGUUCUCAUGCACAAAUGUUUAAUCACUAUGUAUGUAUGAUGUUUUAUUGUCUGUGAUUUUAUUUUUAUUCUAUUUUAUAUUGUUCUAAUUAUUUUAAUUUCUUACUUUUAGAAAAUAAAGUGAUAAACCCAG
Messenger RNA from Dreissena polymorpha, 6771 nucleotides. RefSeq names its product progestin and adipoQ receptor family member 3-like. The coding region runs from base 277 to 1269 and encodes 330 amino acids. Gene Ontology annotation, molecular function: signaling receptor activity. Lineage: Eukaryota; Metazoa; Mollusca; Bivalvia; Myida; Dreissenidae. Gene Ontology annotation, cellular component: membrane. The transcript has 7 exons. The record is from RefSeq and is a predicted model, not a curated record.